Hemiscyllium ocellatum (epaulette shark) is the source of this 2266-nucleotide messenger RNA. RefSeq lists its product as uncharacterized. NCBI's taxonomy places the organism in Eukaryota, Metazoa, Chordata, Chondrichthyes, Orectolobiformes, Hemiscylliidae. The transcript has 12 exons. The coding region runs from base 320 to 1777 and encodes 485 amino acids. Gene Ontology annotation, molecular function: electron transfer activity. The record is from RefSeq and is a predicted model, not a curated record. Gene Ontology annotation, biological process: cell redox homeostasis; intracellular signal transduction.
CCCCCCCCCCCCGGGGGAGACUCCACCCCCCCACAGACAGACAGAGAGUAUACACCCCCAGAGUGUGUCCUCCGAGAGAGAGAGAGUUCACCUGCACACCGAGAAAGUCAUGAAUGGUCUGAUCCACUAAAUUACUGUUACACAUUGGCCCUAAAUUGAGAAUGCAGUGCCAGGCACACGGAGAAGAAGGAACAAAGGGACACAGCGUUGAUAAGCCACAGUGAAUGACUUAUUGUACAAGGCAGCUGUGAAGGAACUCCAACAGUAGGACAUAAACAAAUGCAGAUUGGCAAAACAUUCUUCAGUCCACAAAUCUGAAAUGGAGGCAGACGAACCAGUGGCCCUGCAGGAAUUAAAAGGCAGGAUUACAGUUUACACUAUUGCAGGGUGUCUUCAUUGUUUACGGGCCAAAGCUCGCUUGAAUAAUCUGGGUCUCCCGUUUUUUGAAGUCAAUUUAAAGGAUAGUCCUGAGAUACAUCAGCAGAUUAUCAAUCUCACUGGGUACCUUACUGUACCACAAAUCUUCUUUAACAACAUCCAUGUUGGUGGAAACAAUGAUUUCACAAAUUUGUCACCAGAUGAGCUGGACAAUCUGAUUGACAAUGUUAAGAAUAAUCCAGUACCUUCCGAUGCACCUCCAAUUCCUGAACCAGAAACAAUUGUAAAAAAAGCACCAGUUGAAGAAUUGAAAAGCAAAAGAGAUGAAUAUGCAGACCUGAUCUUGGAAUUCAAGGAAAGUGGUAUUAUUGGCAAUCACUGGUCUUGUCUGAAAAUGCAUCAAAAUACCUUCACUGGGAAGAAAUUAGUCAACUGGCUGAUGGAAGUCAAAAAUCUUGAAAAUGCUGCAGCAAUUGACAUAGCGAAAGAUUUGAUGGUCAAAAAGUUUUUAAGCCCUUUGACUGCAAAAGAAUUUGAAGACAGCGACACUCUAUACAGAUUAAUGGAGCACGAUUUUACUGCAUCACUAAACACUGGAGCUACAGCAGAGUAUGAUGCAGUUUCUGCUUCUAAACACUCUGAAGCUAUGAGAGACUUAACUCUGAAGCUAUUCUCAGAACACAUUACACCUGAUGGCAAGUUGGUAGAUUACAAAUCCAUGGUGAACAGUCCAGUUUUUGAUGAUUACUGUGAACUUGCAACACAGCUACAACGCAUGGAUGUUGAAAGUCUCACGAGAAAGGAGAAGCUAGCUUUCUUCAUCAACAUAUACAAUGCAUUAGUUAUUCAUGGAAAUAUUAAACAUGGAUCACCAAAAAACGUGUGGCAGAGAUAUAAAUUUUUCAAUUCUGUAAGUUACGUGAUUGGUGGAGAAGUCUAUACGUUGCAAGAUAUUGAAAAUGGGGUACUUCGUGGAAACCGUAAAGGCAUUGCUCAGAUCUCGAAACCAUUCUCAAAGGGCGAUCCACGUCUUAAGGUUGCUCUGGAAGAAGUUGAACCGCUGAUCCACUUUGCUUUAAACUGUGGAGUCUUAAGUUGCCCUCCAGUCAAGACCUAUUCCGCCAAGCAUAUUGACAAGCAGCUGAAGCUUUCAGCUGCGGCUUUUCUUGAUGGUCCUGAUGGCUGCCAGGUUGAUGUGUCCAAAAAGGAAGUUCGCUUCAGCCAGAUUUUCAAAUGGUACAAGAUUGACUUUGGCGGAACCGAUGAAAAGCUAUUGAGUUGGGUAUUGGAGCAUCUAGGGGAGUCACCAAAGAAGAAAGUACUAAAAGAACUCCAGGCUCAAGGGGACAUCAAAGUUACAUAUCUUCCAUAUGACUGGUCUUCAAAUGCUAAAGACUGAUGACAGGUAGAAGUGGAAGUUACUGACUGCCUGCAAUGCACAUUCCAAGCAACCCAUUGCAUAUGCUCUGUAUGUCUUCCGAAAUAGUAACCAAAGCUCUUUUGAAUAGAAAUUUUAAUAUAAAUUUCUAUGAAUAAACGUGGAAUUGAUUGCGUGACAACUUUGCGCCCAAAUUCAAGCAUUGCCACUAACAAUUCUAUGAUUUUUUGCAAGGUUUGUACUUUCUUUUCUGCAAGGGAAUCUUUUCACUUUAUUUUCUCCUAGUGGGGUCUGAUCUGAAAUUGCAUCUUUUAUUCAAAAGGAUAGUCUGUUCCAUUUGCAUUAUUACCAUUCUCUCCAAAGAAAGUGAAUGGGAACAUAGACACUGUUAAUUGCCCUUUAAUAAUUGUCUUUCAACUAUCAAAGGUUGUAAGGGAUGAAUUAUAAUUUCUAAAUUUUGUUUUUCUACAAGCUUGUUUUCUGAAUCAAAAUAAAGUCGGUGCAAAGCAA